Calliphora vicina (urban bluebottle blowfly) is the source of this 2088-nucleotide messenger RNA. Its product is annotated as modifier of mdg4. NCBI's taxonomy places the organism in Eukaryota, Metazoa, Arthropoda, Insecta, Diptera, Calliphoridae. Bases 371 to 1828 code for a protein of 485 amino acids. Gene Ontology annotation, biological process: regulation of transcription by RNA polymerase II. Gene Ontology annotation, cellular component: nucleus. The record is from RefSeq and is a predicted model, not a curated record. The transcript is spliced from 5 exons. Gene Ontology annotation, molecular function: protein binding.
UUUCACGCAGAAAAAUUUCUUGCAUUAAUACAAAAAAAAAUCAAAAUAAACAAAAUUAAUUGAAAAUUUGCAUUCAAUUUACAUGCAGUAAAAUGAGAUACAAAAAACGUCUUUAAGAAAAUUAAAGCAAAAGUGACAUUAGUGUAAUAAUUUUGCCAUUUUCAUUGAACGAAUUUUUUUUGGGGGUGAAAAAGUAAAGAUAGAAAAUUUACAGAAAAAGUUUUAUGUUUUAAUUGGAUUUUCUGUAAAAAAGACUGUAAUUGAAGAAGAUAAUUAUAAUCGAGCUCGCUAAUAAUAAUCAAUGGUAAUCAAGUAAAGGCUAUUCUCUCAAAAGCAUCUUCAAAAUAACAGCAGCACCAGUAGCUACACAAUGUCAGCGCCUCAACAGUAUUCAUUGCGUUGGAACAACUACUUUCGCCAUUUAACUUAUGCCUUGGACAAUCAUCGGGUCAACGAUGAUUUCGUCGAUGUCAGCCUCUUGUGCGACGGUCGCAAAAUAAAGGCCCAUAAAGUUGUUUUAUCCGCUUGCAGUUCAUAUUUUAAGGAGAUAUUUACCGAAAAUCCCCAUCCGCAUCCCGUCAUUAUAUUUAAAUUCAUUAAAUAUGAAGAUCUCAAUUCGAUCAUAGAGUUUAUGUAUCAGGGUGAAGUUAAUGUACAACAAGAGGCUCUGCAAUCAUUUUUACAAACUGCUGAACUGCUGGCAGUUCAGGGUCUAACUGCCGAAGAAAAGGAAAAACCAAAGCCUCCAGUUCCUCUUAUCGAAGAACAGAAAUUAAUGAAAUCUAUACCCAGUACUAUACGGGCUGUAAAUGAUGCCACAACAGCUACGCAAACCAUUGAUAUUCCCCUGCUUCAUACCACCAACACACAACAAAUACAAAUUCCGCAGCUACAGACGCAAACUCAGACAACAUCAGUUCCUCAGCAACAACAGCAGCAUCAUCAUGUUCAAACACAAAUCCAGCAUAUACAAGUCCAUCAAAAUACUUCUCCCACAACAACUCAUCAAGUGAAUACUGUUCAGCAUCAUUCACAGCAUCAGCAACAAUUACAGGUUCAGCAUCAAGUUCAGCAUCAACAGCAGCAAUCAUCGCAAACCCAGCAAGUUCAAGUGAAUACCCAACCAACACAACUGAGUGCAAAUAUUGUUACACUGCCGGCCACAACAGGCAAUUCAAUGAAAAAGCGUAAAAUAACAUUUUCCGAUGAUGAUGACAAUAUUUACACUACCGAAACGGUGGACGAACAAACUAUCGUAAAGACUGCAGACAUGACACUUUUAAGAGGAACGAUUAAGAUGGAUAUACCCGAAUAUAUAGUAAGUGAAGUUGAUGAUCGGCUGUCGGAUGCUGGUGAACCACCGGGAAAUAAUCAAGAUUCGGCAAAUAGUGGUCAGAACGUUAACCAAUAUCCAUCAGAAUACGAGAUAUUAACAGAAUCUGAAAUUGAGGACAAAUUCCAUCAAGGAGAUAAUUCCGAAAUGACACUGGAAAUGGGCCGCUUAUUAAAUCCAACCACCACAUCAACGAGUACUUCACAAAAUGCAUUAGAUGAUACGACAACCUCCAGUUCGAAUGUAUUGACAACAAUUAAAACCGAGAAUAAAGUCAGUUCAACAGAUUUACCCAAUAACAAAUGGACAGAAUGUCAGUUUUGCAAAAUGGUUAUAACAACAGUUAAUCUUUGGAGACAUAUUCGUACCCAGCAUACACCUCAGCCACCGCGUAAAUGUGAAUUGUGUAAUAAAAAUUUCAAAAACAAAUACAGUCUACGCGAGCACAUACGCAUUUCACACGAACAAAAGUUGGCCCUUAAGACGGAAAACUGAUCAAUAGUUAAAGAGUGUAAAUAUUUCAUCCUAAGAAGCUAGUCGCCAUAUAUGAUCAUAAACAAUUAAACAGAAAUCUAUUCUCUCUAUUAUUCACAAAAGGAUAAAAACAAAUAAACAACUAAUAUUUCCACAAAAAGAAAAAUAAUUUGAUCAUACAAAUAAAUAUAUUUAAUAACUAUACUUAUUAGAAUUUCGAAAAUUAGAGAAUAAUAAUAAUAUUAAUAAAAUAACUCAAUCAAGUGUUAUGUUCAAACAUA